GCCCCGAGCCGCAUCUCCCAGGCCGCAGCCCCGCCCGCCGCCAGGGCCCGCGAGCGCCGCGGGCCCUCGUUUGCUAGUUGCCCGAGGAGACGCGCGCGCACGCGCACCCGCACCUGCACCCUGCGCUCCGCGUCGCCUGCGCUCCGAGCGCGCCAUGAGCCGCGGCCGCUCCUCCGGCUCCAGGCGCCUGGACCCGGCCGGUCACGCCGCCCGCAGCGCCUCGUCGCCCGCGCCCGAGGAAAUUUACGGCCGUCUCUUGGAAGUCCCGGUCACUAGGGAGCAGUUACACCACUAUCGGAAUGUGGCCGAAAGUGCUCGAAGUGACCUUGCUGCAACUUUGGUCAAAUUUGAAUGUGCUCAGUCUGAGCUUCGAGACCUCCGAUCCAAGAUGCUUUCGAAAGAAGCCUCCUGUCAAGCGUUGAAAGCUGAAAUGGAGAAUUACAAAGAAAAUCAUGCUAGAAAAUCAUCUCUCCUCACCUCUCUGAGACACAGAGUUCAGGAGCUGGAAGAAGAAUCAGCAGCACUUGCCACUUCUAAAAUUAGAACCGAAAUCACAGCUCACACCGCAAUCAAGGAGAACCAGGAGUUGAAGAAGAAAGUUGCGGAACUAGACGAGAACUUACAGAAAACUCCUUCAAAUGUGUGUAUAGACUCACCGUCUCCAGUUCUCCUCCUCUCCUCUCUUGGGUCUGCUCCACUGACACCUCUCACUAAGGACCUGCUCAGUGCUGUAGAGACAAAGGAGGCUCUUGAAAGGGAAGUCAAGCUCUUCCAAGAAAGGCUGCUUGCUGGCCAGCGGGUCUGGGAUGCCUCGAAGCAGGAACUGAGCCUCUUGAAGAAAAGCUCUUUCGAGUUGGAGAAGAGCUUGGAGGCCAGCAUGGAUGCAACGGCAACCUCGAGAAACCAGCACUCCUCGUUUAGGGAGAAAGUCGCAGCGCUGCUCGGGGGCAACUGGGGCACGAUUGUGCCCACGGAGGAUGCUAUUUUGGAAAGGAUCCGAGAAAUGACCGGCCAGGGAGAGAGCAGGAAAAGUAUGGUCUCCCAGCUUGAAGCCCGAAUAUCUGAGCUUGUUGAACAGUUGGGAAAUGAGUCUGGGUUUCACCAGAAAGCUCUUCAGAGGGCCCAGAAAGCAGAAAGCAAGUUGGAGACUCUUCAGGGUCAGCUGACAUACCUGGAGGGAGAGCUGGCUUCUGGAGAUGUUUUGCGAGAUAACUUGGAUUUUGAGAAACAAAAAUAUCUUAAAUUUCUGGAUCGGCUCUCAGAGAAAAUGAAACUGGACCAGAUGGCUGCUGAACUUGGCUUUGACAUGCGCCUGGAUGUAGUCUUAGCUCGCACAGAGCAGCUGGUCCGCCUCGAGAGCAACGCAGUCAUUGAAAACAAGACUAUCGCUCACAAUUUACAGAGAAAGCUCAAGACUCAGAAAGAAAGACUGGAGAGCAAAGAACUGCACGUGAACCUUCUCCGGCAGAAAAUUGCCCAGUUGGAGCAGGAGAAGCAGGUGCGUUCGGCCUUGGCGGUAGAGAGGGACGAGGCCAAUCUCACCCUAAGGAAGUUGCAAAAGAAGGUGGAGAGGCUACAGAAGGAGCUGCGUGUGUGUCGAGACUCGAACACGGAGCUCAAAGCCCAGCUGGCUGACACCCAUGAGCUCAAGAUUAAAACUUUGGAACAGACCAAAGCCAUUGAAGACCUAAAUAAAUCCAGAGACAAACUUGAGAAGAUGAAGGAGAAAGCUGAGAAAAAACUAAUGUCUGUCAAGUCAGAACUGGAUUCUACAGAGCAUGAGGCUAAGGAGGAUAAAGAGAGAGCCAGGAACAUGAUAGAAGUGGUAACCAGUGAAAUGAAGACACUAAAAAAAUCUCUGGAAGAAGCAGAAAAGAGAGAAAAGCAGCUGGUGGACUUCAGGGAAGUGGUUUCCCAGAAGCUGGGCUUGAACAUGACCAGUCUUGCACUUCCCGACUAUGAAAUCAUCAAAUGUCUUGAAAGACUGAUCCAUUUACAUCGGCAUCACUUUGUCACCUGUGCCUGCCUCAAAGAUGUGACGCUUGGGGGAGACAGGCACCCCCAAAGCCACUUAAAACUCCUUCACUGAAUACCAUGUCUCUUGAAGGAGGUAGAGCUAAGUGAUGGCACACAAUUCUCGAUUUCACUAAUUCCCGAAACCUUUGAAAUUUGAUCAGUAUGUGAAUACCAUAUACUUUGAUGAUAGAGCGAGGAUCCGUCAUUUGCAAAAAAAGGAUCUCAGAGGUGCCAGCUGUAGGGAAAUGUCUGACACUAAAAACACCUAUUUUUUUAUUUACUAGCACUUUGGGACCCAGAAGAGUUCCAGUAGAUUGUAAACCUAGAAUGGGCAAUGGUGGUAGGGAAUUUACAUUUAUGGGACUCCUUUUAUGACUUGGGGGCUUUCCUACCCAAUUUAAUUCUCAUAAUAGCCAUGUGGAGAAGGUUUAGUGUUUGAUUUUACAACCUCUCUGGGGCUCAGAGAGGGUGUUACCUACCCAAGAUUGCAAUUGGUUAGCAACUGAACCAGAAGUCUUACCAUGCUGGCUCUGGGUCAAAGGCUGUACCUUCUCUGUUACAUCACACUCCUCCAGUUUCUCCUGAAUUCCUGUGAUCCUGGUGAAAAUUGCCCCCAUAAAGAAAGGCAGACAUUCAUAGAAUCAAGAAUUGAAGCCCCCAAAGUAACAGAUUUAUGAAUGUUACCCAUAUGAUUUCUUUAAAAGGCAAUAUACCAAAUUAUUUGGUAAAACAUACACAGGGUCCAAGGUCCUGUAAGAAAUUUACCUGUUUUAAAUGUGGCUGCCAGAUCACAUUUGGUGGCAAUUUUUCAUGUUGGAGCAGGGUUGAUCUCAGUCCUUGAAAAGUUAAACCUUUAAUAUGAAACCUGUCACAUGAAAUCCUGUACAGUUUUAUUCACCAGUUUAUCAGAUGCACUGACAGCAGGGGUACUUUUUUCAGAUUGGGAUUUUAUUAUGACUUUCUGUCAUUUGCUGCCUUCUUUUUAAAUUUGUAUUUCACAGAUAUUUUUCAGGAAGCCAUAUUCUUAACUUUAUUGAGAGAAACUUUUACUUUUUUGGUCGAUUACCUUAUUUUUGCCAUAUGUAAUUUUCUAAACAGUUUCUGAAAAAAGUGUUGGUGUCUCAUUAAAGGAGAGGGGAAACACAGAUUACAUCCGAACAUUAAGAGAAAAAGCAUAUUCUGAGGGGCACAUGGGUAGCUUAGUCGGUUAAGCCUCUGACUCUUGAGUUUGGCUCAGGCCAUGAUCUCACAGUUCCUGAGAUCGAGCCCCAAGUCAGGCUCUGCGCUGACAGCGAGGAGCCUGCUUGGGAUUCUUGCUCUCCCUCCCUCUCUCUCCCUCUCCCUGGCUCAUGCGUAUGCGUGCUCUCUUACUCUCAAAAUAAAUAAAUUUUAGAAAAAGAGAGAAAAAGCAAAUUCUAGAGGAAAGGAAAUGAGUUGGACACUUACUGAUGACAGAUCACACAGAGGAAGAGGAAGCAAGGAUGUCCUCUGGGAGAUGGGUCAUGGUCGCCUGGCUUUCUCCCUUGUGUGCAAGGAUAGUAUAAAGUACCUUUUGCAACUGAAUAAACACACCUUCGCAGCCCUGACUGAGGACACGAGCUAGGUCUGCAACAGGCCGGAGAGGCAGAAUUGUAUUUUCCCUGCAGAAGUCGUCUCUGAAGAUCCCCUCACAUGCUCCGUAGAGACAGUGGCUGCUGUUCUGGACCCAUACGCAUUCAGACUGAAGGAGGCAACCUCACUGUCUGGGUCUCUGGAGGACUGAAUUGCGGAGUGGCUUUGCUUCAGCCAUGCCAUAGAAAGGUGGGGGGCGUUCAGAGAUGGAGGGGUUGUUUUUAUACCCCUGUUUUAUAUCUCUGUUCUCAUUUUCCAAAUACCGUCUUUAACGAACUUCGUUUAUUUUCUCUGUGAAGUUAUUUCCAACACUAUUCGACGUCACUUUAAAAGCAUAAACUCAUAAAAAUAUUUCUCCAUUUCGUGACAUAAGAAAAAUAAGUUCUAUCCGUGUAGAUGGUCCAUAUGCACGUUAACUAUUUGUCAUUUAGACAAAUUGAAAUCCCUUAAUAAAGCCAUUUUCCUCCUUGUUGAAACGCCAGUUGGUUGUUGGCUUUCCCUCCAUGGCAUUCAUUCUAGAGCUGGCAGACCAACCUCACAUUUUUGUGUUAGAUUCUGUUCUUCUAUAAUAUCCAUGUAUAUUUUAUGUUGGCCAAUAAAACGUGUUAUGUUGAUGAGAUUUUCUAACCAGGGUUUUAAAAUAUUUAACACUAACUCUUCUACCAAAUACACUUGAGUGAUAAUUGCCUUUGAGAUUAUUAUUCUGGUCAUUGUCUGGGACAUUUAAAUGCAUGCAUAAAAUAUCUCCAUUAGGAAAAAAAAAGAAUUAAACCCAGUCAGUUCUACCUUGUAGUCUGUCUGUCUUACAGAUGAACGGGGGGGUGAUUCCAGGUCAAGGGGUGGUGGGCUGGAAAGUGGUUAAAGAAUGUCUAUAUUAUUUAUAUUGUAAUAAUACUUGGGACUUGGACGUGGAGUUUAAUUGUCACUGGGAAGCAUUUCAUGGCUACAUAACCUUUGAUCGGGAAGGCUCUUGCCCACUCUAUGCAAUAGUGAUUUUAUCCACAUUAUUGUACAACCCCACUUAGCUUCUCCUCAGUAAGUGGAGUCUGUAUGCUUCCCUCUCCUCUAUGCUGCCUCCACACUGUUAUGCUCGUGUCUUUGUAUAAAAAUCAUUGCUCAUUUGAGGCUCCUUGCUAACUGAAUAUAACUUUUCUCUCGGUCCUCAUUGCAGUUACCUGUUAACAUCCUGUAUGUCUUCCUACUUAAGAUGGUUCAUAGUGGGGCUCCUGGGUGGCUCAGUCACUUGAGCAUCCAACUUCGACUCAGGUCAUGAUCUCACGGUUCAUAGGUUCAAGCCCCACAUUGAGCUCUGUGAUCUGUUUUGGAUCCUCAGUCUCCCUCUGUCUCUGCCCUUCACCUGUCUUCUCUCUCUCUCUCUCUCUCUCUCUCUCUCUCUCUCAAAAAUAAAUAAACAUUAAAAAAAAAAAAAAAGAUGGUUCAUAGGUGUCUUCUCCAGCCACAUUAAGUGCUGCCUUCUUCUCGGGUGACUUUAGUGCCCAUAAGGAAAAUUCAUACAACGUUUUAUCUUUAGUUUCUUGGCCUUCUUGACCUCAUACUUUUACCUCCUUUUGUUUCAGCUAUUUAAACCUUAGAUUACAGUUUAUAGCAAUCCAAUUGAAACUCCUGUAAGUCAAAGAGAAUUUGGGGCGGGGUACUCAUUUGAAAGAUUCAGGAGUAGACUAGCUUCAGCACGGCUAGUGCAGGGAUUUAAAAUUGUUAUUUGGAUUCUUUUUGCUUCUACCCAUCUUCCUUUUCUCCUUGAUUUGCUUGUCUCUGCA
Molecule: messenger RNA, 5405 nt
Organism: Panthera uncia (snow leopard)
Lineage: Eukaryota; Metazoa; Chordata; Mammalia; Carnivora; Felidae
Gene: CCDC170
Product: coiled-coil domain containing 170
Exons: 10
Coding region: 155-2089 (644 amino acids)
Biological process (GO): microtubule cytoskeleton organization
Cellular component (GO): Golgi apparatus
Molecular function (GO): microtubule binding
Source: RefSeq, a predicted model, not a curated record